AUGAAGUCAACCACCAACCUGGCUAUUGCUAGCCUUAUCAGCUUUGUCUAUGGACAUGGCUACUUGACUGUUCCUUUCAGCCGUACCAGACUGGGUGUCGAGGCAGGUAGUCCGAGAUGUCCUUGGCCGUCAUAUUUAGCUUACAUAAAAAAGGCCGGUGUAGAUUCUUGCCCCGAGUGCACAAUUCAAGAGCCUGUGUCCGCCUGGCCCGAUGUCACCGCUGCUACCGUUGGCCGAAGCGGACCCUGCGGCUACAACGCCCGGGUCGGUGUGGACUACAAUCAACCGUCCAACAACUGGGGUAGCUCCCCAAUAGCAACUUACACACCUGGCCAGACGAUCGACGUUCAGUGGUGCGUCGAUAACAACGGCGACCAUGGCGGCAUGUUCAGUUACCGCAUCUGCCAAGAUCAGGACCUGGUAGACAAGUUUAUCACCCCGGGCUAUCUCCCCACCGAGGCCGAGAAGCAGGCCGCUGAAGAUUGCUUCCAACGCGGCACCCUGAAAUGCACCGAUGUUUCGGGUCAAAGCUGUGGUUACAACCCGGACUGUUCCUCGGAAGAAGCUUGCUGGAGGAACGAUUGGUUUACCUGCAACGCGUUCCAAGCGAGCAGCCGCCGCGCAUGCCAGGGCGUCGAUAACGCUAAUUUAGGGUCUUGCUACACCUCUAUCGCGGGUGGCUACACCGUCACCAAAAAGAUCAAGAUCCCCAAUUAUCUCUCAAACCAUACUCUGCUGUCGUUCCGCUGGAACUCGUUCCAGACAGGACAGGUCUACCUCACAUGCGCUGACAUCGCUAUCGGCGGUGGAGGCAGUAGCCCGCCUGUGUCGACGCGCACAAGCACCGCUGUAGCGACGGCGACCAGCGGUGCAUGCACCAUCGCGAGCAACGUGGCCGUGACUUUGAAUGCGAUUGUCAAGACGAACCCGGGCCAGACCAUCAAAGUUGCGGGCUCGAUUGCUGCAUUGGGCAACUGGGACGUGGCGUUGGCUCCAGCACUAUCGGCGGCGCAAUACACAAGCACCAACAAUUUGUGGACUUACACGGUGUCGUUACCGGCGGGCACGGCAUUCCAGUACAAGUUUAUCAACGUGGCGUCAGACGGCAUGGCGACAUGGGAAAGUGACCCAAACAGGUCCUAUACGGUACCGCACAGUUGUUUGACAGCUGUGACUAUCGGCAGCAGUUGGAAAUGA
Colletotrichum navitas is the source of this 1197-nucleotide messenger RNA. RefSeq names its product starch binding domain-containing protein. NCBI's taxonomy places the organism in Eukaryota, Fungi, Ascomycota, Sordariomycetes, Glomerellales, Glomerellaceae. The coding region runs from base 1 to 1197 and encodes 398 amino acids. The record is from RefSeq and is a predicted model, not a curated record. Gene Ontology annotation, molecular function: starch binding. The transcript has a single exon.